AUGGAUAAACAGACUUUUAAAGCUGCGAUACUUAUUGUAUCUACUACUGCAGCUAAAGAUGCAUCAACAGACUCCUCAAGGCCUGUCUUGAGAGAUGUCUUUGAGGGCACACAUGGCAUGUGGGAAGUUGUAGAAACGAAGAUAGUGAGUGAUAAUGUGAUGGAUAUUCAGAGAAGUGUGAUGUCUUGGACGGAUCAGGAGAAUACUAUCAAUGUUGUGAUUACUACCGGCGGGACUGGGUUCGCCGUCUCAGACAAUACUCCUGAGGCGAUUAUACCACUUUUACACAAGCAAGCUCCUGGACUUGUUCAUGGGAUGCUUGCAGCUUCAUUGGCAGUCACUCCUUUUGCUCUCAUGUCAAGGCCUGUAGCAGGCGUUCGCAAUAGGACAAUCAUCAUCACAUUACCAGGAUCACCAAAGGGAGCAAAGGAAAACCUUCAAUCAAUAUUGAAUCUUUUACCACAUGCUUGCCUUCAGGCUGCAGGAGCCAAUUCCCGAGCUCUUCAUGUAGGAGGCGUGAGAAGGCUUGAGAAAGAUGCCGGCUAUACACCUCCACCACAAGCUGUGAAAGUGGACGUAGAUGGAGGCAUUGUAGGGUCUGUUCUUGCGGAAGAUGUGACAGCAAGUGAGGCUGUGCCAGCAUAUCGCGCUAGUAUUGUAGAUGGAUAUGCCGUGAUUGCUACAGAAGGUAAAUCGAAUAGAGGCGUGUUCCCUGUAGCAUCGAUAUCUCACGCCACCGCGGGUGAGCAUCCUCAGCUGCAGGAAGGUCAGAUUGCACGUAUUACAACUGGUGCGCCUCUCCCGCCAGGAGCUACUUCAGUGGUAAUGGUGGAAGAUACUGUGCUAAAGACGAUGACCGAAGAUGGUAGGGAGGAGAAAGAAGUAGAAAUUUUAGCCGAUGGAGUAAAGCCUGGUGAGAAUGUCAGAGAAGUCGGUAGUGAUAUUAAAGCAGGGUCUGUCAUUAUGCGCAAAGGGGAAGAAAUAUCUGCCAAUGGUGGUGAACUGGGUCUACUCGCAUCCGUAGGUAGAGCUGAAGUUACUGUUUACAGGAAACCAAUAGUCGGUGUUCUUUCCACUGGAGACGAAAUCGUCGAACAUAACAAGCCUGGCUCUCUCAGGAUGGGAGAAGUUCGUGACUGUAAUAGACCGACAAUCAUGGCAGCGGUACGAGGUCUAGGAUUCGAAGUCGUAGAUCUCGGCAUCGCUCGGGAUAAAUCCGGGGACCUAGAACAAACACUGCGAGAUGGACUUCGUAGCGCUGAUGUUGUCAUAACCACAGGUGGUGUAUCUAUGGGUGAACUUGAUCUCCUCAAACCAACUAUUGAGAGAUCAUUGGGUGGAACGAUUCAUUUCGGACGUGUUUCGAUGAAACCAGGAAAGCCUACAACCUUCGCAACAGUGCCAGUGAAGGACAAUGAUGGUGAAAGAGUCUCUAAGGUCAUAUUUUCUUUGCCUGGAAACCCAGUUUCCGCUAUAGUUACUCUUCAUCUGUUUGUUCUUCCUUCUCUACAUCACGCUUCUGGAAUAUCCCCUGUAGGAUUACCAAAACUUCCGGUAACUCUAUCACACGAGUUUCGUUUAGACCCUCAAAGGGUCGAAUACCAUAGAGCGAUUGUAACAAUGGGCAAGGAUGGUCUUUUGUACGCAAGUAGCACUGGUAUGCAGCGUAGCUCAAGGGUUGGAAGCUUGAAGAGUGCAAAUGCAUUAUUAUGCUUGCCAAUCGGAUCGGAGGGUUUACCGAAGGGGACAGGGGUUGAAGCAAUUCUGCUGGGUAGAAUCAGGAGUGAACAUGAAUUUCAGUAG
Sclerotinia sclerotiorum 1980 UF-70 is the source of this 1803-nucleotide messenger RNA. RefSeq lists its product as hypothetical. Gene Ontology annotation, cellular component: cytosol; cytoplasm. NCBI's taxonomy places the organism in Eukaryota, Fungi, Ascomycota, Leotiomycetes, Helotiales, Sclerotiniaceae. The record is from RefSeq and is a predicted model, not a curated record. The transcript is spliced from 4 exons. Gene Ontology annotation, biological process: molybdenum incorporation into molybdenum-molybdopterin complex; Mo-molybdopterin cofactor biosynthetic process. Bases 1 to 1803 code for a protein of 600 amino acids. Gene Ontology annotation, molecular function: molybdopterin molybdotransferase activity.